AUGGAUACUAAGCAGCAGCAUGCACGUGCAUCAAGUGACAACGCAGGCGCCAUUGGCUGGGAAGAGGCAGCGGGCGAGCUCCCAGAUAACGCCCUUUGGCGCAAAGAGGAGAGCAUCAAAGGAGCGGUUCCUGCUCCUCCCUCCCAGCCGGCCCGCCUUCCUAAGCCCUCCGAGUCCAGCAACUCCUCGAACUCUGUCGCCCCGAAAAACUCCCAGGAUAAGACCGACGGCCUCCCGACCGGCUUUUCCCCCACGUCAAGCGAACACACCCCUCGAAGCACAGCCCCCGAGCAAAAGCCCCACUCGACCACGGAAGUCUGGCAGCCAAACCACUGGAUUCAGUCGGCAGCAGCAUCGACUGUGAGAAAGCCUGCCCCCGGAGAACUCCCGGAACCCCAAGCAGUGUCUGCCACUGUCCUUUCGGACGGGUCUGACGAGGUCGGUCACGAUGACGUCGGAGCCGAAGGGACGUCUCUCUCGCCUGCCAAAACGAGCGACAGCGGAGCCGGGCAGGGCGACCAGGACUGGGCGAGAAAUCUCCCUCCGCACCUUCUGGCAUUUCACCGCGAGAUUGAGGAGCUGAAAGGGCCCGAACACGCAGAGACGCGAAGCCGCCUCGGUAUGAAGCUACUGCGCCGGUAUCUGGACUACGUGGACCGCAGGACACAGCUUGAGUUCAUGAUCAAGGCCUACGAGUUCGAACCUCUUGUACUGGAGACGCUGCACAAGCUCUUGUCUGAGUGCCCCCCCACCCCAACCCCCGCCGCGCGUUUCAAGCCCGGAGGCGACCUCAGCACUGUCGCGUCCACUGUCGAGAGCUUCAUCUUUGGCAUAGCGCGGACUCUCUGUGAAGGACGAGAGAAGGGCGCAUUCAACCUGCUCCAAUGCGACCAAGGGCUGUGCGACUGGCUCCUCAAGGGGUGGAAGGGCCGGCUUCCGCCGCCAGUCGUUGCCGCCUUCUCCGAGUCGAGCCCGGAAGAGAUUACCGACGACGCUGCGGGCCUGCUCGUUGCCCUCUACCACAUGAGCGUUCAUGCUCGGAGCCACCCCUGCCUGCGCAUCCAAGGCGACGACUACUGCCUCAGCGCGGCACUCUUCGCGUGGCGCGAGUGGGGCAGCGACCUGCUAAUAUUCCUGCUAAACACCUUCUAUUACGCAAUCGACCAUCCCCCCACCCUCCUCCACUCCAAGUGCACGCCGCUCGGCAACGACCCGUCGGUCUCCGCUUCGUUCCACGGGCAACUGUGGGAUGCAAAGUUGACCGGGGAACUGCAACAGCUUCUGUGGAUCCUGCGCGCGCUGUCCCUGAAGCAGAGCGCGGCACGCGCCUCGUAG
Klebsormidium nitens is the source of this 1335-nucleotide messenger RNA. The record is from the annotation of a GenBank genome assembly. Lineage: Eukaryota; Viridiplantae; Streptophyta; Klebsormidiophyceae; Klebsormidiales; Klebsormidiaceae.